This is a messenger RNA of Dictyostelium purpureum, 916 nucleotides long. RefSeq lists its product as uncharacterized. The coding region runs from base 24 to 755 and encodes 243 amino acids. The transcript is spliced from 3 exons. The record is from RefSeq and is a predicted model, not a curated record. NCBI's taxonomy places the organism in Eukaryota, Evosea, Eumycetozoa, Dictyosteliales, Dictyosteliaceae. Gene Ontology annotation, cellular component: cytosol.
AUUUUAUCUAUUUAGUAUUAAACAUGGCCAGUAAAUUCUUUUCAACUCUCGAAUCAGUCAUCAAAACCGAUGGUGCUGCUCUUGUAAAAAAAAUCAAUGGUGUCUACCAAUUCGAUAUUGAUGGCACUUCAUACUCUGUUGAUUUAAAAAAUGGUAAUGGUUCAUUCAAAGUCGGUAAACACGAAAAACCAGAAUGCACUAUCACUAUUAAAGAAGAAGAUUUUAUUCAAAUUUUAGAAGGUAAAUUAACCGAACAAACUGCCUUCAUGAAAAAGAAAUUAGCACUUAAAGGUAACAUGGCAUUAGCUAUGAAAUUCAAACACAUUGUUGAAGCUGUUAAAAAAGCCUCAAAAGGUGCUGCCCCAGCUGCCUCAUCAGGUGCUUCAUCAGGUGCUUCAUUAGAUGAUGGUACUCCAUUAGGCAAAGUUUUCGAUACCUUACAAAAAACUGUCAUUGCUAAACCAGAAUUAGUUGGUCAAAUUAAAGGUGUUUACCAAUUCGAUAUCACCACCCCAUCAGGUGUCAAAAAAUUCACUGUUGAUUUAAAGAAUGGUAAAGGUUCAGUUACUACUGGUGCUGCACCAAAAGCUGACUGUACCAUUACAAUGGCCGAAGCUGAUUUCCUCGACUUAAUGUCUGGUAAAUUAAAUGGUCAAGUUGCUUUCACCAAAGGCAAAUUAAAGAUUAAAGGUAACAUGGGUUUAGCCAUGAAAUUAGGUAAAAUCACUCAAGCCAAACCACAAGCUAAAUUAUAAACAACUAAUAAUAAUAAUUACAACAACAACAACAACAACAACAACAACAACAACAACAACAACAACUAUAACAAAAACAAAACUUCAAAUAAUGCAAACAACCGUAAAAUAGUCUUUUUUUUUAAUCACCAAAUAAAUUACAUAAUUUUUUUUUAAAAAAG